This is a messenger RNA of Triticum dicoccoides, 872 nucleotides long. RefSeq lists its product as uncharacterized. The record is from RefSeq and is a predicted model, not a curated record. The transcript has a single exon. The coding region runs from base 96 to 713 and encodes 205 amino acids. NCBI's taxonomy places the organism in Eukaryota, Viridiplantae, Streptophyta, Magnoliopsida, Poales, Poaceae.
CUUGCUCCAGAGCCCAGGCAAUAGAGGCAUCCAGUGCACCUGAACCACUAGCUACCUAGCUAGCUACAUCGGCAAGUCGGCAGAGCUCGUGAUCAAUGGGGGUCAAGCUCACGCUCCCGCCGGCGGCACUGAUCUCCCAGGUGGCCAAGCUGAGCUCCCUCCUCGCCCUCCUCCUCCUCGCGCUGCUGCUGCCCGUCUUCCUCAGGGUCGCCUACGGCUACCUCCUCUUCAACGGCAUCGUCCUCGCGCUCGGCAUCCAGGCCUUCGUCGGCGGCGGCGGCGCUUCCAUCGCCGACGACGAAGACCGGCACGGGUCUCCGAGUGCCGGUCAGGCCGUCGAGGCCUCGCCGUUCCAGAGGGCUGGAGCUGAAUCAGUCCGUCCCGACGACCGGACGGCGGUUGCGGGUGAUCGUGUCGUGGUGCCUGCCUUUGUGGUGACUAAUAUCAUCGAGCUGAAGACGAAGACCAAGGAGGUGGUGCUGAAGGUGCUCAAGAAGUGCCCGUCGACGGCGAGCAUCUUCUUCCUCAGCUCGCUGAACGGCGGCCAGCAAGCCGGCGGAGAGGAAAAGGCACGCCAGGAGGAGGAGGAGGAGGAGGAAGAUUGUGAAGUCGACAUGGACGGGGACGUGAAGAUGAGUCGGGAGGAGCUGUUUGCCAACACGGAGAGGUUCAUCGGCAACUUCCGCAGGGAGCUCAGCAUGCAGAGACAGUAGCACUACUCCAAGCUAGCAUAGAUAUUUUGGCUUAGCUUUUUCUUAUUAUUUUUCUUUAUUUUAUUGCGUCAUGUUAUAUAGGAGUAUGUGUAGGGUGACACGUCCUUAGUCCACGCGUCUGUAACCCUGUUCAUAGGCUUUGGAUCUUCGGUGACUUUA